Messenger RNA from Octopus sinensis (East Asian common octopus), 2067 nucleotides. Its product is annotated as copine-3. Gene Ontology annotation, biological process: cellular response to calcium ion. Gene Ontology annotation, cellular component: plasma membrane. Lineage: Eukaryota; Metazoa; Mollusca; Cephalopoda; Octopoda; Octopodidae. The record is from RefSeq and is a predicted model, not a curated record. Bases 102 to 1754 code for a protein of 550 amino acids. Gene Ontology annotation, molecular function: calcium-dependent phospholipid binding. The transcript has 16 exons.
CUAAAUUAGAAUAGAGUAGUUUCCCUUGCGUUUUGAAUUCAAUAUUCAUCUACAAUUGUUUUCAUAUUCGGAGAUCUAUCUUUUCAGAAGUCAAAAACAUCAUGUCCCUGUACCCAAACGUUCCCGCUCAGGCACCUCCUGCCCAAGAAUGUGCCAGCCAGGUGGAGAUCCGUAUCCAUUGUAAGGACCUAAUGAACAAGGAUGUCACAUCAAAAUCUGACCCAUGUGCUGCAUUGUAUCUCUUCGAAGGCGCAAAAUGGAGUGAGAUAGGAAGAACUGAGAAAAUCAACAACAACCUGAAUCCACAGUUCUCUACAGCUAUUGGCAUGAAAUACUACUUUGAAACGGCUCAAAAAAUCAAGAUUUGUGUCUAUGAUGUUGAUAAUGCAACAUCAACACUCGAUGAUGAUGACUUUCUUGGCAGUUUUGAGUGUACACUUGGUCAGCUUGUCUCGGGUGGACCUUUGACCAAAAAAUUAGUCAACCAGAAAGGAAAACCAUAUGAAAAGAGUUUUAUUACUGUGUCUGCUGAAGAAGUCACGGAGAAAACAGAAUUGGUUCAGUUGAGUUUUAAAGCCAAGAAACUUGAUGAUAAAGACUUUUUUGGAAAAUCCGACCCAUUCUUGGAAUUUUCAAGACAAAACAGUGAUGGAUCCUGGCAGGUGGUUCACCGAACUGAAGUGGUGAAGAAUAACUUGAAUCCAACAUGGAAAAAAUUUGAACUUACAUCUCACGCAUUGUGUAAGGGAAACAAGCAGGCUCCAAUUCGGAUCAACUGCUAUGACUGGGAUAGUGAUGGAUCCCAUGAUAUGAUUGGUUGUUGUGAGAUGACUUUGACAGAAAUGAUGAAAGCAAAUUCAAGUAAUGAAGUUGUCAAGUUAUGUAUUCACCCCAAAAAUGCUGCAAAAAAGAAAAGUUCUGGAAGUAUUAUUUUAUACGCCUGUAAAGUGUCAAUAUUACCAUCUUUUUUGAACUACAUUAUGGCAGGAACAAACAUCAAUUUUACGGUUGGUGUAGAUUUCACUGGAUCAAAUGGUGAUCCAAAUGAUGUGAAUUCUCUGCACUAUAUACAUCCAGAAAGACCAAAUGAUUACAUGCAAGCUAUACUAUCAGUGGGACAAGUCUGUGAAGAUUAUGACACAGAUAAAUUCUUUCCAGCUCUUGGAUUUGGAGCCAAGCUUCCACCAACUUUUGAAGUAUUCCAUGAGUUUGCAAUCAACUUUAACCCUCAGAACCCAUUCUGUGAAGGGAUUCAUGGUGUUCUAACUGCUUACCAGAACUGCAUUCGCCAGAUACAGCUGUGGGGGCCAACAAAUGUAGCCCCUAUUAUUCGACAUGUGGCUAAAUUUGCUUUUGCAGCACAGAAUGAAGAGGCUACAAAAGGAGCAGCAGCCUAUUUCAUCUUGUUAUUGCUAACAGAUGGUGUCAUUACUGACAUGAACGAUACUGUGGAAGCAAUUAUUGAGGCAUCAAGCUUACCCAUGUCUCUCAUCAUUGUUGGAAUCGGUAAUGCUGACUUCACAAACAUGAAUUUCCUGGAUGGUGAUGAAGGUGUCCUGAAGUCCAAGUCAGGAAAAAAAGCACACCGGGAUAUUGUGCAGUUUGUACCCUUCCGUUCAUUUGUCAGGGUAAAUAUUGAUGAAAACUAUAGCUCAAGUGCUGAACUUGCACGCAAUGUUUUAGCUGAGGUACCAGGCCAGGUUGUGUCCUAUUUUCGAUCAAGAAAUUUGAUGCCAAUAGAAAAACAGACAUAGGACUUUUUUGUCUGUCUGUCUGUCUAUCUGUCUCUCUCAUUCUCUCUCUCUCUCUCAAUAUGUAUUAAGGUUUUAUUUUAGUUUCAUUAUCGACUUCACACUUCAAUGAAAUAUUCCACUCUAAGAUGAUUAUAAAUAUUUCAUCAUGUUACUUAAUUAAUCUGCUGAUCAAAUUCUUCACAUAACACCAAAUAUUGUCAAAGACAACCUAUUACUGCACAAAAUCUUUCCCAAAUAAACAAUGAUUUCUAACAUAAGCAGAAGGUCACAAAUUUGGGGUAAAGGAGUUAAACUUUCGACCCCAUGUACUUCA